Rhopilema esculentum is the source of this 2454-nucleotide messenger RNA. RefSeq lists its product as uncharacterized. The record is from RefSeq and is a predicted model, not a curated record. Lineage: Eukaryota; Metazoa; Cnidaria; Scyphozoa; Rhizostomeae; Rhizostomatidae.
AGACUGAGUGGAUCAAGUACAAGUGAAAAUCUGAUCCAAAAUCUCAAAAGAAUGAGACACGCUUAACUAGAUUAUAACGAGAUUCAUGAUGAUGAUGGCAAAUUCAGGCUCAAGUUAUUGAUCCAAUCUACACAAUUUCAUAUGAAGCAAGAAUUUAGGGGCGCAGUCCAAAAGAACUUUUUCGAAGCUAGAAUUAUCUCAGCUGGCAACUUCUUAAAGCUGGAGUUUUGCAGCAUUGACUCAAGCAGCAAGGUACAACAGCUCAGUUGGAGCGAUUUCAAAUCGCGCCCUGGAAGCCUGGUCCGCCCAGAUGAAUAAAGAAUGGACAAUUGGAGAGGAUCAAUGAAAGACGGGACUUAAGAGAGUAACGGUGGCUUUAUUUGUAAAUAAAAUCGCAUAACGGGUACAUCAUUGAAAUAACUGCACGAGGGAUAAUAAGGAUAACCAAAGCAUUUGAUCAAGGGUGUAUGUUUGCACUCACAGUUAUAGACAAUGUCAUAUUCGGAGUCAGCUCGCUCAACCGCUGCGCAGCAUUACAAGUGAUCGGUCCAUUGAGCUACGGAGCACAACGAAAAUAGCAGAGUGUAUGAAUCACUUGGCAUUUGGAGUCGAGUGCAUUGGCGUACCUUGAUAUAUAAUGAUGUUCAUUGCUCUUCGGCGGUGCAUUGCUUGAUAGUCCAGGAGAGAGAGAGAGUGGCUUAGCUUACAACUAAGACUGCGGUUUUUAAGCUAGAGUCCAAGAAAUCAGCUGUACUGACAGGAGUAAUCGAUUGAGAAUAUCAUCAAGAGAAAUAUAAUCAAAAGCAUCAACUCUAUUUUGAUAGAGAAAAAAUUCAGGAAUUUUUGGCUCCUGCAAAGUUUCAAAUUUCAAGAAUGGAUAAGAGGGUCGAAGCGUUGGUUUGCAUGACGAUUCUUGCCGCGGUGUUCAAAAUCAAUUGUGCCAAAAAGGAAGAGGCAACAAACGGAAUCAGAUACAAGCUGAGUUCAUUCUGCUUCACAAGUGAAAGCUGUCCUGAUAUGAAGUAUUGUCAUCAUCACCAGUGCAGGUUUCCGGUGACAUUUGAAGAGUUUAGAACUGUUAUGAAGAUUCAUUACAGUAGACAAAGGCAAAUUUCAUCAAAGGGAAUGCCAUGUUCAAGUCAUAUGGACUGCAGUGCCAAUGAAUAUCUUUGUGACACAGAGCAAGGAAUAUGUAGGCUUGCUGGAAAAGUUUUUCAAAAAUUAAAUAGGUGCAAAGAUUUAAAAAAAUCUUGCCAUUCUGAUGCUGACUGUUCGUGCCUUGGACAUGAAAUGAAAUGCGAGGCAGAGCCAAGUGGAACUGAAAGCGAGUGUGUUAUCGUUCGUCGCCUUCAAUCGUCAGCAGCUAAGCUAUUUAGCAAAACAAAAAGAAAAACAUCGCGCAACAACCGAACGGCGGACGAAAAUAAAACCGAAAAAUCGUGAGGCGAUAUUUAUCGUCCUUAUAUCAUGUACUUACAUAUAUAAAUAUAUACAUAAAGAUAUUUAUUCGUCUAAAUUAUUCUUUUAUGACCUUGUAAGAUUUAUGUCACCCUUCUAAACUGAGUAUUGUGGAUAUAUGAAAUAGUGGAAAUAGCAAAUGAAGUUAUGAUAAUAUACCUCUCAUCGCUUUAAGAUGUUGUUGAAUAAAGGAAACUCUAAAUUCAUAUUGGUGGAGAAGCCUCCUAAUGAAAUCUAGCGAAAGAUUUACCCGGUAAUACCCUCAGUCUACUUUAGAUCCCUUCCCCCCUCACGUACCCCCAAGCGAGUAGUAUAUUAAGACCAGCAUUUUGGAAGGGAACAUAGCAUGAAGAUCAUAUCCUUGAAAUAGGUUGCUCAAAACUCCCUGUAACAAAGAAACCAUUUGGCAUAUAAGAAUUGCAAGAUUAUCAUAUCUUUAUCCUAGUAUGCCGAAUCCGGGAAUAUUUGUUUUUAUUAGAACCCCAACUAUCUCUAAAGACAAAUCCCUGUAUAAGGAUCUCAUGAUUUUCUCCGUCCAAAACGCGUAUCCCUUUAUUCAUCCUUCUUUAUAGCAAAAGAGAAUGAAAAAAGAAUGAAUUUGGCCUGCAAAAAUCCAAACUAUUGCUUGAAGUUGAUGUUCCUCUUAUUUCUUGAUUCUAAGAUGCACAAUUCCUGACACCUGAAUGUCAACCAAACUUUUUAUUCGCCAUAAUUAAUUUGAGGUUGAAAGAAGUACAAUUUGUUCGUAUUAUUUAUUCUAAAUUUAACUUCAUUUUAAAAUGUUAAACGGCAAUCACUUUGUUUGUGUAAGUAUGUUGCAAGUGUUGUUGCUAUGGUUGAGGGGAUCAUAUUCCCUCUUUAGAAAUAAAAAAAAUCAUUCAGAAUUGCUUUAUUCAAUCAGAUGUAGAAAAGCACGGGCAUUAACGUGUGCCCUAUAGAAUCUCAAUUCGUUUACUUAUAUGUCUUCAAAGUGUAACGCCUCUUCUUGUACAAAAG